This is a messenger RNA of Zingiber officinale, 1140 nucleotides long. RefSeq lists its product as uncharacterized. The record is from RefSeq and is a predicted model, not a curated record. Bases 1 to 1140 code for a protein of 379 amino acids. The transcript has a single exon. NCBI's taxonomy places the organism in Eukaryota, Viridiplantae, Streptophyta, Magnoliopsida, Zingiberales, Zingiberaceae.
AUGGUAUGUAAACUACAUAAAUCAUUGUAUGGGUUAAAACAAUCGCCUCGUGCAUGGUUUACAAAACUUACUCAGGCACUUCUGAAUUGGAAUUUUUCUGGUUCUAAGGCUGAUACCUCAUUAUUUUUCUUCUCUUCAAGCCGCGAUAUUCUUAUUGUGCUUGUCUAUGUCGAUGAUAUCAUUAUUAUUGGCAGCACACAGGGUCUUAUUACUUCCUUGAUUGAUUUUCUUAAUAAACAUUUUACUGUGAAGGAUCUUGGACAAUUGCAUUAUUUUUUGGGUAUUGAAGUACAUCACUCUGAUAUGGGUUUGCAUCUUAGUCAAACAAAAUAUAUUACGAAUCUUUUGAAGAAAACUGGCAUGUUUGACUCCAAACCAUCUGAUACUCCUAUGUCUUCCACUGUUUCCUUGUCUUUAUGUGAUGGUGUUCCCUUAGAAGAUGCCUCAGACUAUCGCAACAUUGUUGGUGCUCUUCAGUAUUGCACACUGACACGUCCUGAUCUAUCUUUUGCUGUAAAUAAAGUAUGUCAGUUCAUGCAUUCCCUUACUGUCUCUCAUUGGCAAACUAUUAAGCGUAUCUUGAGGUAUUUGCGUGGAACCUUGUACCAUGGUUUAUCUAUUUCCCCAAUUUCCUCUCCAUCUUUGGUGUGUUAUACUGAUGCUGACUGGGCUUCUUGUCCGGAUGAUCAUCGUAGUACAAGUGGCUAUUGCAUAUUUUUUGGAGGUAAUCUUGUUUCAUGGGUUUCUUCGAAGCAAAAGGUUGUGUCACGUUCUAGUACUGAAUCAGAAUAUCGUGCUGUUGCUAAUGGAGUUGCUGAAAUUGCUUGGUUGAAAUAUUUGCUUCCUGAGCUUCUUGUUCCUCUGGAUUCUAUACCGUGUAUUCUUUGUGAUAAUAUGAGCACUAUCUCCCUCUCUGCAAAUCCGGUCUUGCAUGCCAGAACCAAGCACGUUAAAAUUGAUUACCAUUUUGUUAGGGAAUGUGUUGCAACUCAAACUGUACUUGUUCAAUACACUCGCUCGUCUGAUCAGCUUGCGGAUACGUUGACCAAAAGUCUGUCGACUUUCAGAUUUCUCUCCUUACAUUCCAAACUUAAUGUUCUUCAUAGACCCUUAAGUUUGAGGGGGGAUGAUAAAGUAUAG